This is a messenger RNA of Lymnaea stagnalis (great pond snail), 5699 nucleotides long. The record is from the annotation of a GenBank genome assembly. Lineage: Eukaryota; Metazoa; Mollusca; Gastropoda; Lymnaeidae.
AAUCACGUGACAACUUCACAAGUCACCAUCUCAAAAUUGAUAGUUUACAGUAGUAACCAGGAAGUUCAGACGUGGAGUAUUACACGUACUGAGUGUCAUCGUGUAACGCCUUAAAAUGCUAUUUAAAUCCUCGUGGCACAGUCAAAACAGUAAAAUUGUCAGACAAACGUUAAUAUAUGAAGCAUGCUCUGCUAAAAGUGAAAAACAUUGCAGUACUAUUUUAACUUUUAAGUAUUGGAAGUAUUUCUCAAAAUGUCAACUUUAACUUUAGUUGCUUUAAAUUUAAACAAUCAGUCACAACAACAAACUUUACUACUCAGCGAUAGUGAUAUCAGUGAAACCCACCCACGUUCAAUCUCAUUUUCACCACAUGAAUAUGGAAGGAAAUUUGAAAAUAUAAUUGAAGAGGAUAUUUCACAGUUUUUGGAUUCUAUUCAACUACUACUUUUGAAGUACAGCAUGUAUAGCAGGUCAACAAGUUCAAAUUCUAGAGUAAGUUCAGGGGGCCUGCAGCAAUUCAUCAUAAGAAAAUUACAACAGAAAUUUGGACAAAGUUAUGGUGGCAGCUUAACACAAAGACUGAAAGCUCUGUAUACCAAGGAUGAGUCUGUAAUGACUUGUGUCAUCAGGGAUUCAGAUGACAAUAGCUUCUUUCAGUAUUUACCUGUAAGUUUUUCUAUUUAAAUUGUACAGUUAUAGUUCUAUGCCUAGCAUAGUUUAGCAUAUACUUUAUUUAUUUUUCUUAGAAGCUGGAAACCUAAAGAAUCAAAUGAAUAAAAAUUAUUAUUUUGGAAAAGUGUUAAAAAUUUUUGUUAACUUCAUAAUUUUGUUUUAAAAUUAAAUUUAGUUUAACCACUAGUUAGGUUAGAUAGCCUAAAUAUUUUGUUCAAUAUUUUUUUUCUCCAUGUAGGUUGAUUUAAAACUGCAAAUAUUUUCAUAUCUUGAUGCUCGAUCAUUAUGUUUGGCCUGCUGUGUUAAUCAAGAGUGGAGUCAGUUAACUUGUGAUAACCUUCUCUGGAAACAUUUGCUUCAACAAGACCUAACACGUUGGACACAAAUAUCUCAUAUGACAAAUCCAAAGAUGUAUCAAGAAGUGAACUCAGAGUGGUCCCAAAAAGAAAUGUAAUUGUUGUUAACUUUAAUUUUUUCCAGCAGUUCUAAGAUGUUUUGUAGAUGAAAUAAGGAAGCAUUGAGUCAAAUAAAUAGGAAAAUAUAAUAUAUGAUUUCAUUUAUUUCUAUUAUUUGGUGCAUUCAAAUAAUAUGGUAAAAUUUGAAUUUAAUAUUUGCAUUAUUUUAAAUAGUAAUUUAAUGAAUUAUGUUUUAUUUAUAACAUUUAUUAUUUAAAAAUGUAUAUGUGUAAUUUUUAUGAGGAUAUCAAACUUGAAUAUAUGCUGUAAGAACAAAAAUCAGAAUUGUGAUACCAAUUUAUGCUGCUUUAAUUUAUAUAAUUUAGGAGUUUUAAGUCAGUUAUAGCUUAUAAUAACCACUAGACUUAAACAGUUCUUUUUAAAAUAAAGUUUUUAUGAUCCUAAGAAAUUAAUAUUUUAUUUUUAUUCUUGCCAAAAUAUGGUUCCUUAAAUUUAUAUAUUGUUGGCAGAUACUUGAAAUGCUCUCCAGAGUUUCAAAAAAGUAUGCGUCAGUCAAAUUCAGCAUUUCAUCAAGUUUCUUCAAUGCUCAAAUAUUUUGUGCCCAAAAAAGUGCCAAAAGUUGCCAUGUUUGGACCAGGGCUUGAACAGUCCACAAGUGGUAUCGUGAGACAUAUGCUGUAUGAAGACAACACAAUUUUUAAUAGGAUUGCAAUGUUUCCAGGACAAUUUGAGGGUGAGAUCUUGGUAUUUAGUAAUAUCUUUGAAAUAAGUAAAGUAAAUUACAGUUUGAUUAAUAAAAGUUAUAUUAUAUUGUCAGCCCAUCAGUUUGAUUAAUAAAAGUUAUAUUAUAUUGUCAGCCCAUUAACACAACCUAACAUUUUCAAAAAAUAGCACAAAAUUUAAUUGUGACUAAUUGAGGAUUAUCUUCACACAUUAUUUUAAAAAAAAUAACUAUUCAUUUCAUUAUUUCAGAACAGUGUGCAACGUAAGACAAAAACUGUAAUAAAAAGAUCAUAGCACUUUGUAAUAUAACAACAUACACAUUUCAUUAAAAAUAGGAAAACAACUUCAGAUAGUCUGGAUUUCGACUGGAUCUUACUGUUACUGUUAUACAACCAUUUCAGGUGUUGGGGGUGGAAUGACCCUGAAAUUACCAAUGGGUCAUUCUUUGCAUCUAUCAGUUUUGUAUUCAGCCUCCAAGAAUGAAAGAGAGAAUAGAGGGGCACAGGAAAGAGUAGAAAAGAAUAAGAUGUUACAGGUAAAAUUUAAUUUAUAUUUUAUCUAAUUCGUAAGUAUAGAAUAUGUGUUUUUUUCAAGAACUUAAAUGUUAUUUUAUAGACAAUUAAUUAAUUUAUUGUGAAAUUGUUAAUUUUUUUUUAAAAAUCACAACCAUCUCAUGAGACUAAAAAUAGACUUUUAAUCCCCUCUUCAAACACAUUAAAAAUAAUUAUGGGUGUAAAAAAAAAAAGUUAAAUUUUAAAAAAUAUUUUUGUGUGACAUAGAUAUUCCAUUUUGAUAAGUGGUCUGUAUUCUAGACUUAACUGCAAAUGAGAAUUCAAGAUUUUCUAAUAAUUGAGGAGUGAAACUAUGUUAAAUAAAACCACUUCUUUCCGUCAUUUCUUAGAAACACGCUGGGCAGGUAGUAGCUGUAGGGGAGGAACCACAGUAUGAACUGAAAACACAGAUCAAACAUUUGUGUCAAGUUUUAGAUGGCUUCAUCUUUGUUGUAGAUGCAUCAGAAUCAAGUAAAUCAGGUAAUUUGUAUAUAGCUUUGCAUACUUUAAAAAAAUCUAUUGGUGCAUUUAAACAAUAGUAGCUUAUAUUAAAAUUGAGUAGGUUUAAAAGCUGUAUUAUAGCGCAUUAAAAUCAAGAUCGGUUGAAAUUAUUACAGCUCUCAGAAGUAAAUAGCUACAUUCACUCUUUUUCAAAAACAUUUUUUCAAAUCUUCUCUUAAGAAUUAAUGAGCAUUUAUUGGUUGUCAAAAUAUUUUGUAAUGAUUUAUCAAGAAAGUCUAAUUUUCAAUUAAAAAAAUUAUAACCCAACUUUAUAACUUUUAUUCAUUCAGUUGAAAGUGGGCGUUGUGAACUGAUGGCCAUGGUUAAAGAGAGGCGUACAGCUCCACAUGUACCAUUGCUGGUGUUGUCUUGCAUAAAAGAAGAAGGUUGCCAGCGAAUGCCAGCAAAAGACAUAGUUGAGCUUCUUCAUCUUUCCACCCUUUCUCAACCUUGGCUGGUUUGUUUACAUUUUCUUCUAUUUAUAUGACCUUCAUGAUAAGCAUGUAUUUGGUUUAUUUUAGAAUCAAAAAGCCAUCUGUAAGAAUGAGAUAAAUUCUAUGCAUUAUUUUAAAAAAUAAAUAUUUGUUGACCUUUGACCCAGGUUUAUAAGCUCUAAAUCUCAAGUAAAGUAUUUAAAAGUGUGAGUCAUGAGUGGGAUCUGAUUUAAUUUUUUUUUUUUCCAUCUAAUUUUCAGGUUAUUGACUGUGUUGCUGACAAACUUGAUUCAAUAGUAGCUGGAAUAGUUUGGCUCAUUGAUCAGUCACAAUUUAGAUGACCUAUUAGGACAGUUUAGGAUGUUUUACUUUCUUGCUCAUUUCUACGAUGGGAUAUACAACUUAAUAAUUAAUCAUUACAGAUGAAAUCACAAACCCUCUAGUUUUCCCUCUUAAGAAAAAAAAUUAUAAGCAUUGGUGGUGAUUUCAUAGGACGGUCAGAAAAUACAAUAAACAGCCAUUACUAUUUUUGCACAUGAAAUCUAAUGGUUUACAUUGCAUAACUUUUCAUCUCUCAAAAUGCUGACGAUCUUGCAUUUUCAGCAGAGCAAAUUUUAAAAGAAAAAGAUAUCUGUUAGCUAGAAUAAUAGUUUUAAUAAAGUCAGAUACUAUAUCAGAUACCAAAUUGAUGAUGAUUUUUAUUUUGCAACAGAUCAGAUAUUUGCUGUAUAAUUGUACAAUUAUUUAUGGGCUUGAAAAUUUUAAAUAAGUAAGUGAUUAGCAUUUGGGUAAUUUUUUUCACAAGCAGUUUCUACUUUAUAUUUAAGAGAAAGUGAUUUUAAUUGAAUAUAUCCUUGUAAUUUAUUUUACUUUAAUUCACUUUUUCAUACAAUAUAACAUCAUCAAAUUGCAGCACUAUCAACACAAUUAAAGCAAUUUUAGUUUGCUAGCAGUAAUUAUUUGCAAAGAUCUCUUGACUUGUCAGAAAUGAUUUGGAUAUUCAGAAUUUAUUUACUUGAAUUAUAAAUGACAGAAAAAAGUGUUUUACAAUGUAUAUGUUUACUUCCACUGCUGAUCAUGAUGAGGAAGAAGAAUAGCAAACCAAAUGUUAAAAAAAGAUGUAAUUACACAUCAUUUUGAUUUAAAUGUUAAAAAGAAAUUACUGUCACUUGGAAGUCAAAGUGCUCGUCAAUGAAAUAUAUUUUGCUGUUUAAUGUUUGAUAAAUAUUCAAAAUAUAUUUAUUUGAAACUACCUCAUUUAAGAUAUUUAUUAAUUAACAAAAUAAUAAAUGUUAACCUUUAAUAAUGAUUAGCCAAUAGUCAAAUUCAAAGUUUUCGACAUUGCCUUCAUUAAUGGAACAAAAAACAUUACAAUAAUUAAUUAUUUACAUAAUAUAUAUCACACAAACAAGAAAGAAAAGAAUAAGAUUAAGAAUGGGCAAAAGUCCCAAAUGAAAACAAAGAUAAGAAGAACAGAAAGAAAGUGAGUGACAGUACAAUAUAAAAUCCAAACAGGAAAGAGACAUUGCAGAUACCUAUGUAAAAGUGUGAAUUUGGUUUAUACCAUAUGGAGUCAACAUACAAAUGUAGUUAUUAAUUUGUUUCCAUAUAAAUUCUAUCAGGUGUAUUUUUAAAGCAAUGUACAAUAUUCCAUCAUGGUUAGCACUGUUGAAAUGUUUAGAAAUGGGACAGAGUGUAUUGAUGUUGUACAGAUGCUCUCUAAAAUGGUCUCCUAGGCAAUGACCUGUCUACCCUCUGUAUGAUUUUCCGCACUCUUUACAAAGGAUGAUUUUUUAUUCUGAAUAUUUUGAGAGGGAAAGUGACUUAUCAACAUCAAUCACCUAGGAACAUGUGUUACAGUGACUAAGGUUGCAGCUUUUGGUGCCCAUAUGUGCUGCUAUUUCCUGGGCAAUUGUGUGAAGAUGACCAGUUUCAGAAAUUAAUUUUGAUAUUUCGUAAUAGCCAUUGAAAGGUUUUAAGAUUCAAACGCACUGGUAGUUUAAAUUCUCUCAUUUUAUUUAUGAAUAAAUCAUCUGGCUCAUUAAUGCAUUCUAGGAUGUUUUAUUACACAUUUAGCGUUUAUCGGUUUUCAAAUUAAACACAAUCAGUAAUCAAAAAAGAAAAAGUACCCCCCCCCCCCUUUUUUUUCUCUCUCUCUCUGAACACUUUAUGUAAGUGAGCUGGCAGGGCGUGGGUGACAAAAACAAACCACAAAACAUGACCAUUUGAGAAACGCUACCAAUAUUUUAUGAACAUGUAUUCAGAAAGACCUUGAGUUUUAUUUUAAAUUCAUGGUCUUACUACACUUAUAAAUAUAUGUGUACUUUGAUCUGAUCUCUUUCAAAAACAAAUGUUUCUGUUUGUGCCUUUGGUUUAUUAACGUUUGUAAAAAUAAAUGCUUG